Messenger RNA from Eimeria mitis, 879 nucleotides. RefSeq lists its product as uncharacterized. The transcript has 9 exons. The record is from RefSeq and is a predicted model, not a curated record. NCBI's taxonomy places the organism in Eukaryota, Apicomplexa, Conoidasida, Eucoccidiorida, Eimeriidae. The coding region runs from base 1 to 879 and encodes 292 amino acids.
AUGAGCGCAGCAGCAGACCAGCAGCAGCAGGAGCAGCAGGAGCAGCAGCAACAGCAGCAAGAGCUGUCUGCCGGUCGUGUUGCUUCUGCAUCGACCCCCGAAGAAAUUGAAACCUUCGCAGCAAACGCAAUGAACAAAGAAGAUCCCUUUGAAAAGGAGGAUGAGGCGGCUAGCAAGAAGACGCAGCAGAAGGAUGCAGGCGGUUCUGCUGCUGUAGCAACGAAGGCAGAGCUGCAGGCAGCAGUGAAGGCCCUAGCAAUGGGGCCUGCAGCGUAUAGGGGGCUGCCGAAGGACGACCCCGCUGCCUAUUGCAAGGAGCUGCAGUCGCGUAUACUGGCGAAUAUAGAAAAUCUAUCGGGGGAGGUUUUCAGCUCGCUCCCGCCGCCUGAGAAGGAGCUGCAGUCGCGUAUACUGGCGAAUAUAGAAAACCUUUCGGGGGAGGUUUUCAGCUCGCUCCCGCCGCCAGAGAAGCUGUCUGAGCUGAAGAAGGCGGCGGAGGCAAAGAAAGAGCUGUCGUCGUUGGAUGCCUCAAAUAUCAUCGAGGCAAUAAAGCGGGACAUUCAGCGGGACUUGGAGCGUGAGGCUGCUCAGGCUGCGUCUCAGCCAGCUGCGAAAAAAGCAAAGACAGACGAAGAAAAAGAUUCUGCUGCUGCUGCUGCUGCUAGCAGCAGCAGCAGCAGCAGCAGCAGCAGCAGCGGUGGAGCAGAGAAAAAAGAGAAAAAAAAAAGUGAAAAAGUAGAAGAAGAAGAAGAAGAAGAUGAUGAAGAUGAAGAAGAAGAAGAAGAAGAAGAUAGCAGCAGCAGCGACUCAGAUGACAGCAGCAGCAGCGACAGCAGCGACAGCGGCUCUGACGACGACGAUGAGGAGGAGGAAGAAUAG